CCUGAGCUCAGAGCCUCAGAUCCGCUCCGGAGCCCAGAGUAGCGGCCGCACGCUCUCAAAAUGCCCGCAAAGUGAGCGAGCAACGCGGCCACACUGUCUGCACGUCCCCGCUGUGGUCUCCGGAGGUUUUUUUGACCGAGAUAAACGGGAUUUUAUGGCACGUAACCGCAGAAACAGACCUGAUGGAGCGGUGGUCCCUCCUCCACCGCAGCACCAGGGAGCCUGAUCCAUGUCCGCACCCCAGCCGCCAGCGCUGAUUCCUGGGUACCUCCUCCUCCACCGCCCCUGACCCUGGACCUCCCCCCUCCCCGCUCCACCUCGUCCUCCUCCUUAAAAUGUCCAUCAGCAUGAUCGGAAAACUCAAACAAAACCUCCUCGUGGCCUGCCUCGUCAUCAGCUCCGUCACCGUGUUCUACCUGGGACGCCACGCUAUGGAAUGCCACCACAGGGUCGAGGAACACGGCCAAAACGGAGUCGCCAUUCCGCUGUCGGCGGUCGGGGGGAGCAUGCGGACGACGUUACGGACGGGUCAAAACCUCAGCACGCCGUUUCUGUACAGUAAAGACAUGCCUUUGGUGUUCAUCGGGGGGGUGCCGAGGAGCGGGACCACGUUGAUGCGCGCCAUGUUGGACGCGCACCCGGAAAUCCGCUGCGGAGAAGAGACCAGAGUCAUUCCGCGGAUUCUCGCCAUGAAACAGAUGUGGAGCCGGUCGGGAAGGGAGAAAAUGAGGCUGGACGAGGCGGGAGUGACGGACGAGGUUUUGGACGCCGCCAUGCAAGCGUUUUUACUGGAGAUCAUCGUCAAACACGGAGAGCCGGCCAACUUCCUGUGCAAUAAGGACCCGUUCGCGUUGAAGUCGUUGGCGUAUUUGGCGAAAAUAUUCCCCAGGGCGAAGUUCGUGCUCAUGAUCCGCGACGGGAGGGCGUCCGUGCAUUCCAUGAUUUCUCGGAAGGUGACGAUCGCGGGGUUCGACCUGGGGAGUUACCGGGAUUGCCUGACCAAAUGGAACCGCGCGAUAGAGACGAUGUACACGCAGUGCCUGGACGUGUCGGACAAGUGUCUCCCGGUUCAUUAUGAGCAGCUGGUGCUUCAUCCCGAGAAGUGGAUGCGAACGCUGCUCAAAUUCCUGGAGAUUCCCUGGAACGACGCCGUGCUGCAUCACGAGGAGCUGAUCGGGAAAGCCGGAGGAGUGUCUCUGUCCAAAGUGGAGCGUUCCACGGAUCAGGUGAUCAAACCGGUGAACGUGGAGGCUCUGUCCAAGUGGGUCGGAAAAAUCCCCCCUGACGUGGUCCGGGACAUGCCCGCUAUCGCCCCCAUGCUGUCCAGGCUGGGAUAUGACCCUCACGCCAACCCACCCAACUACGGACGUCCCGACGCCAAAGUCCUGGACAACACGAGGAGGGUUUUUAAAGGGGAAUUUCAGCUCCCAGAAUUCCUCAGAGAACAGUCCCAGAUCCAGAGGUCGGCAGAGAGGCCCAACCCCAGUUAGGACCCGAGCGAUGACAUCACAAUGACAUCAUCACUAAAGUGCAUCUGGACCACCUGGACGUCUGCGGCGCGACCACACGACGACCUCCUCCUCCGCAUCACAUGACCCGACUCGACCAAUCACGCGGCUGAACUCUGAAUGUCCCAUAGUCGUCCUGUUCUUUCGUUUCCAUGGUGACGUGUCGGCGGGGGGGAGGGGGGGGGCGGGGUGAUCUCUGGACCGACCUGGACUGUGACGUCGGUGUAUUUAUGAAUGAACCACGCAAUACUUCAUGUUUAUUUUUGUUUUUCAUGCCUUUGUAAAGUGCUGAGUCAUGGUACGAGUCACGUGAAGUAUCGGCCGUGAUAAACCUACGCUUUUGUA
This is a messenger RNA of Periophthalmus magnuspinnatus, 1853 nucleotides long. RefSeq names its product tyrosylprotein sulfotransferase 1 (gene tpst1). NCBI's taxonomy places the organism in Eukaryota, Metazoa, Chordata, Actinopteri, Gobiiformes, Gobiidae. The transcript has 6 exons. The record is from RefSeq and is a predicted model, not a curated record. Gene Ontology annotation, biological process: peptidyl-tyrosine sulfation. Gene Ontology annotation, cellular component: Golgi apparatus. Bases 336 to 1490 code for a protein of 384 amino acids. Gene Ontology annotation, molecular function: protein-tyrosine sulfotransferase activity.